UAUUUGUUGUUAUACAAAAUAUAUUUUCAAUUAGAAGCUUUGUAUCAUCUGGUUGUGUCGUUUUAAAAUCUGAGUGAAAUUCAAUAGGCAAAAAAGCACUGUUGUUGGAAAGCACCCUGUUUUACGAGUGUCCCUGAAGGCAUCAGCUAGCAGUCCAGGGAGGAUGCAGACCAGAACAACGGACAAGUACAGUUCUGGUCCAGGCUGACAAAACCCACCAAAGUGGUCGUAAAUUCAGGGCUGUCUGUGUUUUUUCUUAAUCCAGGACCGACCGUCUGCUCGCUAGGUCCUGAGCCCAACCGGACCCGGACUUGCAACGUCGCCUGUGGACAAUGGACUCUCACGUCCUCAACAUCCGCAAUCAGAGGCUCCAACCGGGCAUCGGAUUCGGUUCUGGGCCGACGGGGACCCUCCGCUCCUCCUCUCUGCGGCCAGGCGUCACGGUGCCUAUCCCGCCGCCGCCGCUGCUUCCCUCCGCGGCUUCCCUCGUCGCCUCCUCGGGGCCUCCUCCACCGCCACCGCCGCUUCAGCUCCACAGCCUCUACGGAGGAGUUGCCGGAGUUGGAGCCGGCCUGGGUCCCACCGCCCCCGGCCACUGCAACCCGGGGAACCCGGCGGUGCUGAAGGAGGCAGUGGAGGCUGUGGUCCGCAGCUUCGCCAAGCACACGCAGGGCUACGGCAGAGUCAACGUGGUGGAGGCCCUGCAGGAGUUCUGGCAGAUGAAGCUGAGCCGGGGAGCCGACCUACGCAACGGAGCGCUGGUUGUUUACGAAAUGGUGCCGUCCAACAGCCCCCCGUACGUCUGCUACGUGAGCCUCCCGGGAGGCAGCUGCUUCGGAAGCUUCCAAUUCUGUCCCACCAAGGCUGAGGCCAGACGCAGCGCAGCCAAGAUCGCCCUCAUGAACUCUGUUUUUAACGAACACCCAUCCCGACGCAUCACGGACGACUUCAUCGAGAAAAGCGUCAGCGAGGCUUUGGCGUCCUUCAACGGAAACAGAGAGGAGGCCGACAAUCCCAACACGGGAAUCGGAGCGUUCCGUUUCAUGUUGGAAUCCAACAAAGGCAAAUCCAUGCUGGAGUUUCAGGAGCUGAUGACCGUUUUCCAGCUCCUCCACUGGAACGGAAGCCUGAAAGCCAUGAGGGAACGCCAGUGUUCCCGUCAGGAAGUGCUGGCUCACUACUCCCACCGGGCGCUGGACGACGACAUGCGCACCCAGAUGGCGGCCGACUGGGUGAACCGGGAGCAGAGCGUGGCCAGCACCAUCGCCCAGGAGCUGGCGUCGACUGAGCGCGAGCUGGAGGAGGCCAGGCUGGCCGGGCGGGAGCUGCGCUUCUACAAGGAGAAGAAGGACAUCCUGAUGUUAGCCGUGGGCCAGCUCAACGCCGCCAACGCCGCCACGCUGCCCGCGCACUAAAUCCUCGGGGCGGGGUAACAACACAUGAAACCAGCCAUGAAACAAGCCGCAAUUGAUCGCUUGUUACAUUUUUGGUGCCUCGCCGUUACAAAAUCUGUGUUUUUUCUUGUCAAAUUGGCGUACCAGCUGGCUGGAGUUUACAUGUUUUGUCUGCCUCGGAGCUGCCUUUCGUCAGUGAAUGUGUGAGGCCAUCAAAACACACCAUUUAGCACUCAUUUCUUUGAUUAAUACUUAAGUUUUGCAUAUUUUAAAGUACACAGAGCCUUUUAUUAUCACCGCAGAACACAUAGAAGAGGAAUGAGCAGGAUCGUGCAUCAAAAUGCGUGUUACAGUGAUCAUUUUUAAGCAAAGCAGCUCAGGUGUAACAAGCAGUGAGUGUGGGUGUGUUGGCAUCAGAAUGUACAUUUUCACUGAAGGACCUACAAACAUGUUGUUCCAGCAAUUUAGACUAUUGACUGUCUGAAGGUUUUUAUUUGAAUGUGGUUUGUUUGUAUUGAGCAACUGCGUCACAUGCAAGUCACUUAAGUCAACACAACACACAACAAUUGAUUUGAAUGUUUUUGCAGUGCCACUGUAGCAUAGGCAAAUUCUUUAAUGCUCGAAAUCUGACAUUCCGACUUAAACUGUAUUUUGUUUUGUUUCCGUCUUAUCUAAGGGAGGUGACUAGCAGAUGUGUGCACGAGUGAUGCUGCUUAAACAGCAGGAGUACUCAAAGUUGGAUUACAGCUGCAAAGAAUGACUGCAGAGUUGCAUAUAAAAUAAGAUAAGCACAAAUAAAAGCUAGAUCCUUAUAUAAUGGUUGUUACGGUGCCUUUACAAACAUGGUAGCAGGCGUACUUGCUCAAGUACACUUAAACCUCCGUCCCCUUUUUUCCAUUUCCUUUCAUAAAAACCCUUGCUAUCAUUCAGAGUUGAAAUCCUACUCUGUUAGUUUUGUAGCAGCAGAACUAUGCCUGCAAGUCAUUUGGUCACCAUAGCAAAGAGCUUCCAUGUUCAAAUAGCGCCGUGAACAAUAGAGCAUUCAUGUGAUAAAAUGCUCACUUUAACCUCAAUUUGGCAGCUCUGUUUAUAUCCCCGCCUUGCCUUGUCAUUCACAUCACUUUACUAUUGGAUGUCAGUGUUAGAUUUCUUUUUAAACAUAAGCCAUCUUUCUGACAAAGACAUUUAUGUGUGAUCCAUAUAUUGAGGGCUUUUAAGAAGUUAGUUUAUUAAAACAUAUAUUUUGCCUUGGGUGCAUAUCGCUAUUAAGUUGUCUGUACUGAAACGGUAUUUUUGUUUUUGUAAAGGACUUAUCCAGGUCAUCAUUGUGUGUAUUUUCUAUGAGUGUUUUGUAUUCCAUGUCUUGUUUAUACAUUUAGUAGAUUUAUAUAAUAAAGUACACGAUGAUA
Dunckerocampus dactyliophorus (ringed pipefish) is the source of this 2803-nucleotide messenger RNA. RefSeq names its product limb and CNS expressed 1 like (gene lix1l). Gene Ontology annotation, biological process: autophagosome maturation. Lineage: Eukaryota; Metazoa; Chordata; Actinopteri; Syngnathiformes; Syngnathidae. The coding region runs from base 333 to 1415 and encodes 360 amino acids. Gene Ontology annotation, cellular component: cytoplasm. The transcript has 6 exons. The record is from RefSeq and is a predicted model, not a curated record.